AUGGCGACGUCGUCUUCUUCACUCAGCUUCAACUUCAUAACCCUAACCCUAACCCUAACCCUACUCCUCCACCUUUCGCCGGAAACUGGCGCAGCCCGGCGCCUUAACGUCCAAGAAACGGCCGUUAGCGAACCUGUCCGAGUAGUCAACGACGCUAACAACAUUCCGUUACCUCCGUUCCCCGGCCUCCCUCCGUUCGGCGGCGCUCCGUUACCUCCGUUACCGUUUCCACCGUUUCCGUUCCCUUCUCCGCCGGGUUCUCUAGUUCCAGGUUUCCCUUUCCCCGGCAUGAAGUUCCCUCCUCUGCCGUUCCUAACGCCGCCACCGCCGUGA
This is a messenger RNA of Tarenaya hassleriana, 333 nucleotides long. Its product is annotated as chitin-binding lectin 1. The transcript has a single exon. The coding region runs from base 1 to 333 and encodes 110 amino acids. NCBI's taxonomy places the organism in Eukaryota, Viridiplantae, Streptophyta, Magnoliopsida, Brassicales, Cleomaceae. The record is from RefSeq and is a predicted model, not a curated record.